AUGCGUGAGGAGGUUUUAAAGGAGAUCCUGAAAUUAUUAUCAUUGGAAAUCAUUUACUCGGUUCCAGACAGCGAAUGGGUCAGCCCAAUUCACAUGGUCCCCAAGAAGUCAGGGAUCCAAGUGGCGAAAAAUGAUAAAAAUGAACUGGUACUGGUCAUUGGAUGGCGGAUGUGCAUCGACUACCGCAAAUUGAAUGCUGCCACUAGGAAAGAUCACUUUUCCCUCCUCUUCAUAAACCAGAUUUUAGAGCGGCUGGCUGGGAAACAAUAUAUCUGCUUCCUAGAUGGAUACAAUGGGUUCCAGAUCUACGUGGACCUUGAGGACUAG
Molecule: messenger RNA, 327 nt
Organism: Salvia splendens (bonfire salvia)
Lineage: Eukaryota; Viridiplantae; Streptophyta; Magnoliopsida; Lamiales; Lamiaceae
Exons: 1
Coding region: 1-327 (108 amino acids)
Source: RefSeq, a predicted model, not a curated record